AAGAAGACGACGACGAAGAAGACGAAUAAAACGACGACGAAGAAGAUAAUCCUAAUAAAAAUAAAGAGUUGUCGACCCACAUGUUUGGAGCCGACCAUUCAAUGUAAAACUACGUGACUGGAAAGUACCGGAUGCAUUCUGUUCAGAAUGGCCUACCACACUUUUCAACAGGAGUAUUUACAGAUUCCGCUUGUGACGAGGGCAUAUACUACAGCAUGUGUCCUUACAACCGCAGCAGUGCAACUCGAGAUCAUCACACCUUUUCAACUAUACUUCAAUCCAGAUUUGAUCCUAAGGAAUUACCAAGUAUGGCGACUAAUAACAAACUUUCUUUUUUUUGGUCCGGUUGGCUUCAAUUUUCUGUUCAAUAUGAUAUUUUUAUACAGAUACUGUCGUAUGCUGGAGGAGGGUUCUUUCAGGGGGCGAACAGGUGACUUUGUUUUCAUGUUCCUCUUUGGUGGAUUUCUGAUGACUAUAUUUGGAACUUUUGUGAGUUUGGUGUUCCUGGGCCAAGCUUUCACAAUAAUGUUGGUGUACAUAUGGAGUCGACGAAAUCCAAAUGUUCGAAUGAAUUUCUUUGGCCUUUUGAAUUUCCAGGCACCCUUCCUGCCUUGGGUGCUGAUGGGAUUUUCACUUCUGCUGGGCAAUUCCAUCAUUAUAGAUCUUUUAGGUAUCGCAGUUGGUCAUGUAUACUUCUUCUUGGAAGACGUCUUCCCUAACCAGCCUGGAGGUGGAAGAUGGCUGAAGACUCCAUCGAUCAUAAAGAUGCUGUUUGACACACCUGACGAUGAUGCCAAUUACAAUCCAUUGCCUGAGGAUCGCCCAGGAGGGUUUGCUUGGGGAGAGGGACCACCACAUUUUGGAGGUUAACGAUAAUUCGGUUUUGUUCUUUCAGUAUCUUUCAAAAAUGUUCCACCAGAGUGAUGACGUUGUACUGAUAAGAUUUUUUGAUUCAUGGGCGGAUAAUGCAACAACAACAAAAAGAGAGAGAAAUCCAAUGAUUAUUUUUGUUUAGUUUUUCACUGUGGAUUUAAAUUAUCCUAACAAUUUCCAAUGCCAGUCUCUCUCUGGAAAGUCAUGUUUUCUUUUUCUUCUCUGUUAGUAGUGGACAAAUGAGGUCAUGGUUGCAAUUAUUUUUACAAUAAGGGUUAAGUCAAAAAGCUGAACUGUUUACUAAUCUGUUCAACACAGUAAAUUUCAAACUUAGGGUUGACUGUCUUUGAUGCUAUCAUUUUAUUAUUUGGUUUUCAUUCGCACAGUACUGUGCAAUUUGUCAUGUCUGUAGUUGUUUUUCUUUUUUAAAUUAAAUAUUACUUGUUGGUUGAACAAUGCAAAAUCUGGUCAUUAUAACAUCAUCGUCACUCUUCAUCUAUCAUAUACAUUUAGAUAUGAUAGACAAGUGCAUUAACAAAAUAUCUGAUUAAAAAAUAAUUCUGACUAUUGCUCAACCAAUGAACAGAAAUAAUCACAGGCAAAGAUCGAUUAGCAUGCAGCUGCAGUGGGGUGAGGGGUUUAAUAUUGCAUUCCCUUGAUGAACACUGGAGCUUUAAUUGAUAUUUAUAUUUAUAUGUUAAGUUUAUAACCGUUAACAACUAGGCUAAACUAGGUCAUCAAAAUAUCACAAAAACAUACUCAAGUGCUGAGAAAGUAAACAAAAAACAUUUCUGAAAUUUCUGUUCAGUAAUUAUCUUUCUGUAUUAACAGAACCUUUUGCCUAUAAAUUCUGUACUUGUGACCCUCUAUUUCAAUUAUUAUUUUUUAAGGAACAUGGCUGUAAUUGAUUGGCCAAUUAAUUUUAAAAAUAUAUCUAAUAAAACAACUUUUUGUG
Syngnathus acus (greater pipefish) is the source of this 1828-nucleotide messenger RNA. It is a transcript of the gene derl2, whose product is annotated as derlin 2. The transcript is spliced from 8 exons. NCBI's taxonomy places the organism in Eukaryota, Metazoa, Chordata, Actinopteri, Syngnathiformes, Syngnathidae. Gene Ontology annotation, molecular function: ubiquitin-specific protease binding; misfolded protein binding. Gene Ontology annotation, cellular component: Hrd1p ubiquitin ligase ERAD-L complex; endoplasmic reticulum membrane. Bases 148 to 870 code for a protein of 240 amino acids. Gene Ontology annotation, biological process: endoplasmic reticulum unfolded protein response. The record is from RefSeq and is a predicted model, not a curated record.